Molecule: messenger RNA, 2309 nt
Organism: Calliphora vicina (urban bluebottle blowfly)
Lineage: Eukaryota; Metazoa; Arthropoda; Insecta; Diptera; Calliphoridae
Exons: 2
Coding region: 55-2238 (727 amino acids)
Biological process (GO): proteolysis
Molecular function (GO): metalloendopeptidase activity
Source: RefSeq, a predicted model, not a curated record
AAAAAAAAUAAAAUAUAUUUCUAUUUCAGUUUUAAUAAAUUAAAAAAAGGAAAUAUGUUGACAGCAUUGAAGCAACUAUCUAAAACCCAAGCAGCAAAGAGAUAUUUACACACGACCGCGAAGCAAAAUGGCUACAUAGUAUUAGUACCCGAAAUUGGAGAGGAUGGUCAAGCGGGAGACGUGACUGUUAAGCCAGAUGGUUUACCAGCCUUUAAUGAAAUUACAAUAGAGAAUUGUUUGGGUGCAAUUGGAAGUCAAGCAGGUGCUGUUGAAAAAUUGGUGAAGAGAAUCGAAAGCGAUAUUCAUGAAAUGAAAGAAAAUGAAAAAUUGGAAUUGGGUCAAGUGUUUAGAGAACUAGACGAGGCAACUGGACCUUUGGAUACUACGUGGGGUAUAGCAAAAGCUUUGUAUUUGGGCAAUAGCAACCUGAUACCUACAAAAUCAUAUAUGAAUAUCCACGAAAGAGCCAGAAAUGCUAGAGCCUCGCGUUUUUGCAAUAAAGUUGUCUAUGAGGUAUUGAAGGAACAAAAUCCUGAUGAGUUACAAGAUGGAGAAGAAAAGAGACUUUUACAAAAGUACUUAUUGGAAGGCAAUUUGAACGGUUUAUCUUUGAACAACGAAAGUCGAAAUGGUCUUAAGGAAGUGCUUAUACAAUUAGGCAAAGAAAGAGCUAAUUUUAAAAAUAAAGUGAAUGUUGCUGUUCAUAGUUUUGCACACGUUGUUCAUGACUACCAAUUGGUACGUGAUUUCCCUGCAACUUUGUUGGAAGCUACGGCCAUCGACCAACAUAGGCCAAUGACACAAGGGCCAUGGAAAUUUACACUACAACCACCAAUAGUUGAAGGUUUUCUAAAGUAUUGUCCAGAUCGCACACAUCGUUGGAAUAUUUGGCAAGCAAAUGUACGCAAAUGUUCCAAUUAUAUGGACAAAAGUUUAGAGAAUAGUACCCAUUUGGAAAAGAUACGCAGUUUACGCAAACGCCAAGCGAACGCUUUGGGUUACCCCAAUUUUGCCACCAUGUCAAUGCAAACGAAAAUGGUUAAAGAUGUAUCAGAACUGAAGCAAACAUUUACUAAACUUUUGCAAUUUGCUGGACCCGCUCAGUCAGUGGAAAUCGAAGGGUUGCAACAGUUCGCGACUAAUAGUGGCUUCGAACAUAAACUGGACUUGUUUGAUGUCACCUAUUGGCAGAGAAAAUAUUUGUUGGCCGAACACAAGCUCGACGAAGAAGCUUUAAGAGUAUAUUUCCCAUUGCCUAGGGUAUUCUCUGGGCUAUUUUCACUGUCGGAAAAAUUGUUCAACAUAAAAAUCGUAGAGAGAAAAGAGGCACAAGUAUGGCAGCCAGCGGUUAAAUACUUUGAUGUCUUUGAUUGUGAUUCCAAUGGCGGUAGUCAUCCUGUUGGAGGAUUUUAUGUCGAUUGUUAUUCGAAGGAGAACAAAUUUGGAAAAAAUAAUGGCUGGAUGGUUAGUAUACGCAAUCGCAAUGAAGCCGCAAAGUCAUCACCAUUGUGCGCAUUAAUCUUUAACUUCAGUGCACCCAACAAUGACAAGCCAUAUCUUUUGAAUAUAGACGAUUUGAAAAUGGUAUUCAAGACAUUUGGUUCUGCCAUGCAACAUCUGUUGACAAAAGCACGCUUUACUGAUUUGGCAGGACUUUCCAAUAUAGAAUGGGAUGCUUCACAAGUAUCGGGCUAUGUCAUGUCCAACUUUUUAGACAAUCCCACUAUUUUGAAAUCGGUAUCAGGUCAUAUUGAUACCGAUGAACCCUUAUCUGACGAUUUGGCGAAGAAUAUAGGUCUACUCAAGACCCAUUUGGGUGGAUACAAUCUAUGCCACGAACUGUAUCUUUCUGAUUUGGACAUUGAGUUACAUCAAUCGGACAACUUUUGGCUGGAAAUUGUACGUAAAAUGUGGCCAGUAUAUCGAUGCAUGCCGUUAGAAAAGAAGGAUUCUCAUCCAUGUUCAUUGACGGACAUCUUCUCCGGAGAUUGGGGAGCAGCACAUUUUUCACAUCUGUAUUCGAAAAUAAUUGCCGCAGAUGUUUCAGCCGCUUUUCAACAAAAUCCCCAAGAUUAUUCCGAAAUAGGAAAACGUUUUAAAGAUACUUUCCUCUCAUCGGGUGGCACAGAACCCACUGCUGAAGUUUUUCGUCGUUUCCGUGGUCGUGAUCCCUCAGUUGAAGCACUACUUCGAUCAUUGGAUAUAUUCCGUGAAUCACAAACAUCCGGCGAAUUGUAACGACAUUUCUAUUUUUGUUUUAAAUACGCAACUUUUUAAUAAAUACAUAUUUUGUUGUAGAUAAAUCUAAA